AUUUUGAGUUAAGGGAAUUGGCCAGAUUAAUUAUGUGCAACCAUAUGAUAUUUAUCGACUCCUUUUAAUCUUAGUAACUGGGUUAGACUUAAUAUCUGGUUCUCUUGAGGUUAUAAAUCAUUCCUACAAUAUUAGCAUAGAUAAUUGUUAGGCAACAGAUAUUUUCAUGGCUUCUUACAACCUUCUGUUGUUCUUUCUGGUUGCUGCUUGUGCAUUUGCUGUCGCUAAUGGCAAGCUAUCCCCGGAUUAUUACUCGUCUAUGUGCCCGAAAGCGUCGUCUAUUGUUCAGAAAGGAGUUGUAGCAGCAAUAAAGAAGGAAACAAGAAUGGGAGCAUCUUUGCUCAGAUUGCAUUUUCAUGACUGUUUUGUGAAUGGCUGCGACGGUUCCGUCCUGUUAGAUGAUAAUGCCACCUUCAUAGGGGAGAAAACUGCUGUUCCUAACAAUAACUCAAUUAGAGGAUUUGAUGUUAUUGAUGACAUUAAAGCUAAGGUAGAAAAAGCUUGUCCUGGCGUUGUGUCCUGUGCUGAUAUUGUCGCCCUGGCAGCUCGAGACUCGACUGUUUAUUUGGGUGGUCCAUUUUGGGAGGUUGAGUUGGGAAGAAGAGAUUCUCUCACUGCAAGCAGGGCACUCGCAAAUACUUCCAUCCCUGCACCUACUUCUAAUCUGAGUGAUCAGAUAAAAAGCUACGCUGCUCAGGGCCUCUCUUUGAAAGACUUGGUGGCUCUUUCAGGUUCACACACCGUAGGCUUAGCCAGGUGCACAACAUUUCGAGGGCACAUAUACAACGAUUCUGAUAUUGAUCCUUGCUUCGCCAAGUCAUUGCAGCAGAUAUGCCCAAGAAGUGGGAAAGAUAGUGUUCUUGCACCCCUUGAUCUCCAAACACCAACCUGUUUUGAUAAUCUGUACUACAAGAACUUGUUGGAACGGAAGGGUCUUCUCCACUCAGACCAAGAACUCUUCAAUGGCAAUUCUGCUGAUUCCCUAGUUAGAAAAUAUGCAAGUAACCCUUCUGCCUUUUUCAAGGACUUUGCCAGAGCUAUGGUUAAGAUGGGCAACAUUAAGCCCCUCACAGGAAGCCAGGGAGAGGUAAGAAAAAAUUGCAGAAAAGUCAAUUGAAUGUUCCACAGCUGGCAAUUGGGGAUCACAAGUAUGAUUAGUAUCAAUAAACAAUAUUUUAAGCAUGUAAUAAAAAGCCCUUUAGUUGGGAAUUUCUCUGCCAUGUAUGAAAUUUGGGAACCAAAAGUUGCAACUGCAAUAGUGUUAUGAAGAA
This is a messenger RNA of Manihot esculenta (cassava), 1271 nucleotides long. RefSeq names its product peroxidase P7. Gene Ontology annotation, molecular function: peroxidase activity; heme binding. The record is from RefSeq and is a predicted model, not a curated record. NCBI's taxonomy places the organism in Eukaryota, Viridiplantae, Streptophyta, Magnoliopsida, Malpighiales, Euphorbiaceae. The transcript is spliced from 4 exons. Bases 167 to 1117 code for a protein of 316 amino acids. Gene Ontology annotation, biological process: response to oxidative stress; hydrogen peroxide catabolic process.